AUGGCUUUCGGGAUCAGAAUCCCCUUUGAAUGGUAUGAAGGGCGUCUUCCAUGUCUCCUCAGACUUUUAGGUCCCAGAGUUGAUCAUUCACAAGUUUCUCAACGUCCUACACUCGCAACGAUUGCGGUUCUUGUUGAGGGCGUCUAUGGCGUUGGAGUCAUUAGUCAACCUCCUCAUUGGCUAAAAAGUGUUGUCCUCCUCAGCUGCCCUAUCAGUGCAGUGUAUUAG
Molecule: messenger RNA, 228 nt
Organism: Prunus armeniaca (apricot)
Lineage: Eukaryota; Viridiplantae; Streptophyta; Magnoliopsida; Rosales; Rosaceae
Source: the annotation of a GenBank genome assembly